AUGGCCACCACGCAAGUCGUCAAGUCUGACGGCCCGUUUCAGGGUCUCCCUACCUAUCCUGAUACUGAAGGGCUCUCGAACUUGACUGCCAUAAUCACCGGUGCAAAUGGCAUGUCUGGAUACCAUAUGGUGCGUGUUCUAGCAGCUGCACCAGAGCGCUGGAGCAAGAUAUACUGUCUAUCUCGUCGACCUCCUCCGAGCAAUUUCUUUGCGGACCUGGGCGAGGGCGCGCAGCGAGUCACGCAUAUUCCGGUGGACUUUCUCGCUGACAGCGCGGAGAUUGCGGACAAACUAAAGAGUGUUAUUGAGAAGGUAGACUAUGUCUGUUUCUUCUCGUACAUGCAGCCGCCCCAAGAAGGGAACAUCCUAGGGAUGUGGUCAGACGCAGCAGAACUAGCCAGGGUAAACGGAACCCUACUAAAAAACUUCAUCGCCGGCCUCCAACAAUCCGGCCUGCAACCAAAACGCUUCCUCCUCCAAACCGGCGCAAAGCACUACGGCUUCCACAUCGGCCCAGCAACGAAUCCCUCGUUCGAAUCCGAUCCCCGAAUCGAUCUAGAAGCGAACUUCUACUACCCGCAGGAAGACGCCCUUUUCGAGUACUGCAAUGCCACCGGUGUCACCUGGAACGUUGUACGUCCAUCUUACAUCAUCGGCGCAGUGCGCGAUAGUGCACUCAACCACAUGGUCGGACUGUCAAUCUACGCAUCUGUCCAGGCACACUUGAAGGAGCCUCUUGCGUUUCCUGGUGACUAUGCGGCGUGGGACCGCGAGUUCUGCCAGAGUACUGCGCUGCUGAAUGGGUAUUUCGAGGAAUGGGCGCUUUUGACUGACGCAGCUGCGAAUGAGGCGUUUAAUAUUCAGGAUGGUCUGCCCUUUACCUGGGGUCGGUUCUGGACGUACCUCGCAGAGUGGUAUGGGACGACAUGGACGCCCCCGGAGACGGACGAGGCGAAGUAUAGGGUUAGCACUUCGAGAUAUGUGGAGACGCCGAGGGGAUAUGGCACCGUUGGAACUACUCGCUCAACAUUCAGUCUCCAGGAAUGGUCUGAACGCCGCGAAGUCCAAGAUGCAUGGAAGGAACUCGCCGCGAAGCACGGGCUGAGUCUGGACCCAUUCACGCCGAAGAACAGGGCACAGAUCUUUGGAAUGACGGAUUCGGCGGUUAUUGGUGGCUGGGCGCUUUCGCUGAGUAUGCGCAAGGCCCGCAGGCUGGGGUUCUUGGGGACUGCGGACUCGUAUGAGAGUGCGUUUAAUACGAUGAGGGAUCUGGCGCGGUUGAAGGUUGUUGUUCCACUUGUUAAGGAGGAGUUUGCUGGAGAUUACUAG
This is a messenger RNA of Aspergillus puulaauensis, 1329 nucleotides long. RefSeq names its product SDR family oxidoreductase. The transcript has 4 exons. Lineage: Eukaryota; Fungi; Ascomycota; Eurotiomycetes; Eurotiales; Aspergillaceae. The coding region runs from base 1 to 1329 and encodes 442 amino acids. The record is from RefSeq and is a predicted model, not a curated record.